AUGAACUCUUUUAACUCAGCUCUUGGAAAAAACAUCAGCUUUGUGAGACCUGCAUACUUCAUAAUAAGGGGAUUUAUUGGUAUACCUAAUAUCAAUUAUUACUAUGUCUUUCUCUUUUUUGUUUAUGUUGUUGCAGUGCUGGGAAACACACUUGUGAUGGUCGUCAUAUACUUGGAUCAUAAUCUGAGAACUCCAAAAUAUGUUGCAGUUUUUAAUUUAGCAUUUUCUGACCUGUUUAUUAGCUCUUCUUUGUUGCCAAAGUUUCUUGACAUCUUUCUGUUUAACCAUCUCUACAUCCCCUACAAUGACUGCUUGACGUUCCUUUUUUUCUGCUACACUAGUCUUUCAAUGCAGGCUUUUAAUCUGGUUGCACUGUCCUAUGACAGACUGAUAGCUAUCAUUUACCCACUACACUAUCAAGUGAAGGUGACCAACAGGUUCAUGCUGUCUUUGAUUGCCUCUUUCUGGGUCUUUGUCACAAUUGCAGUACUCAUUUCAGCUGGCCUUCUUACAAGACUUUCCAUCUGUAAGUCUGUGGUUAUUAACAGCUAUUUCUGUGACCAUGGUCAGAUAUAUCAGCUUGCGUGCAAUGAUUAUUUCCCCAGCUAUGUUAUUGGUAUGAUGUUGGUAUGUCUUAUUCUUUGGUUUCCAUUAAUAUUCAUCUUGUUUAGUUAUUCAUGUAUUGCCUACGCAUUGUCUAAAGUGGCCACAGUUCAGGAAAGACUCAAGGCCUUUAAAACCUGCACAGCUCAUCUUUCACUGGUGGCAAUCUAUUUUCUCCCAGUGUUAAUCACACUUACUAUAGGUACCAAAAUACAUCCAAAUGCCAGGAUCAUUAACCUGUCUCUGACCUCCGUCUUUCCCCCAAUGUUGAACCCAAUCAUUUAUGUUCUGCAGACACAAGAAAUAAAAGAUUCUGUGAGGCGUCUGAGAAAACGGUUAAUUGUCAAGCAAUCGGGACACAAACGCAUGCCUUUGAGGGAUAAUUCUCAUAGCAAAAUUAAGAUGGCCCAACAGAGAGAGAAGAUCCCUUUUUGA
Molecule: messenger RNA, 1038 nt
Organism: Epinephelus lanceolatus (giant grouper)
Lineage: Eukaryota; Metazoa; Chordata; Actinopteri; Perciformes; Serranidae
Source: RefSeq, a predicted model, not a curated record